CGAGAAUUUAGGUAUAUAUUUAUCUGGAUAGAUAGAGAAGCUAAAUUCCUCCUUCAUUUAGUGUGUGUGUGUGUGUGUGUGUGUGUUCUUCGAUUUAGGGCAGAUUUUGUUAGCCAUUGUUACAGUGGUGAAAAGAAUUAUAUUUAAUUGUUUUGUAAAUUAAAAAAAAAGGGGGAAAAACAGAUGGAAUUAGGGAAAUCUGUAAUUGAGGGUUUCAAUUUUAUGUGCAAUGUUCAGUUCUGGAGAAUGGCUGUGCUAUGGACAUUUUCUAUUAUAUUUUCCUAUUUGAAAUUGUUCCGUGAAAGCUUCUUCUCCCAGAAAUCGAAAUGUUACCCUCGAUUUUCUCCGAAAGACUCUAUUUUUACCACUAAGUCUGUGUCGAGGCCCGUCUGCAUAAUAACCGGAGCCACAUCUGGUUUGGGUGCUGCUGCUGCAUAUGCUCUUUCAAAGGAGGGCUUUUACAUUGUUCUUGUCGGGAGAUCAUCUGAACUAUUAUCGAAGGCUAUAUCCGAUAUCAAGAAUCGAAACGGCGAUGCUUGUCUUAAAACUUUCGAGGUUGAUUUAUCUUCGUUCAAGUCAAUUAUCGAGUUCAAACACUCACUUGAGAAAUGGCUGUGGGAUUCAAACAUGCAUCCUUCUAUUCAACUCCUCGUAAAUAAUGCUGGAAUCUUGGCAACUUCUGCUCGAUCCACUUCUGAAGGAUUCGACCAGAUGAUGGCUACUAAUUAUAUCGGUGCAUUUUGUCUCACCAAAGCCUUACUCCCCCUUCUAGAACAUAGCCCAGUUCCUUCUCGUGUAGUCAAUGUCACAUCAUUUACUCAUUGGAACGUUUGUUGCAUGCAGGUUAACAAAGAAACAGUCUCUGGCAAGUGUUUUAUGAAAUCGAAACCCUACCCCUAUGCACACAUUUACGAGUAUUCAAAACUGUGCAUGCUACUCUUUUCGUACGAGCUUCACCGACAAGUUGCUUUAGUGGACAAAUCUCGUCACCUCUCUGUUCUUGCUGUGGACCCCGGAGCAGUAAAAACGAACAUAAUGCGAGAAAUUCCAUGGUGCUUUUCAUGGAUGGCUUUUAAUGUAUUGAAACUUUUGGGUGUUCUUCAAUCUCCUGAAAAUGGUGUAUGCUCGAUUCUUGAUGCUGCACUCGCCUCUCCAGAAGUAUCGGGAGUUUACUUCUUUGGAGGAAACGGCAGAAGUAUGAACUCUUCUCUGCUUUCUUACGAUACUAGGCUUGCGAAGGAUCUUUGGGCUGCUUCGUGCAAUUUUUUCGAAGAAAUGGGAAAUGAAUAGAAUAGAUUAAUAACAUUUGAUUCUUGUUUGUAGAAGUUAAUAAGCAUUGUUUUUUUAUGAACACUAUACAAAUUACAAUAAUUUUGUGACUAAAAGAAAUAUAUUGUUAUAUUUGAGGA
Erythranthe guttata (spotted monkey flower) is the source of this 1409-nucleotide messenger RNA. RefSeq lists its product as uncharacterized. The record is from RefSeq and is a predicted model, not a curated record. NCBI's taxonomy places the organism in Eukaryota, Viridiplantae, Streptophyta, Magnoliopsida, Lamiales, Phrymaceae.